AUGGACAAUGCGGCCACUUACACCGCACUUAAAGCUAAACUUGGGAUUUCCCGGUCUAAAGAGCCUGCUUCAUCUUCUAAAACAAAAAUCCCACCUAGCUCUCCUACAUCACCUCCACCUCUUCCCAUCCAACCUCCACCAUCGCCUUUAGCCCAACCUUCGCCUCCUUCCCCAACAUUUACCCCUAUCCAGCCUGUGGAUUACGGCGGGGAUGCCUCUGACGAGGAAGGCUGGAGGGAAGAUUAUGGGCAACCAUUUGCUAUCCCAUCGCCAAUAAACGGUGGCGGCUCCAUUUCGAUCCAUGAGCCGCAUUUGACUGGAGGCGGCGAAAUCAACGAUGAAGAAGAGGAGGACCUCCACCCGUUGUUCGACCAUAGGGAAGCCGAGAAGGAGGAGGAGCCACCACGCCGCCAGACGCGCCGUAUGACAAUGGACCGGCUCCUAGAGGAAGCUGAAACCCUGAAAACCUGCGGAUAG
Molecule: messenger RNA, 477 nt
Organism: Salvia splendens (bonfire salvia)
Lineage: Eukaryota; Viridiplantae; Streptophyta; Magnoliopsida; Lamiales; Lamiaceae
Product: WASH complex subunit 1-like
Exons: 1
Coding region: 1-477 (158 amino acids)
Source: RefSeq, a predicted model, not a curated record